Molecule: messenger RNA, 2709 nt
Organism: Chanos chanos (milkfish)
Lineage: Eukaryota; Metazoa; Chordata; Actinopteri; Gonorynchiformes; Chanidae
Product: KIAA0753 ortholog
Exons: 18
Coding region: 1-2709 (902 amino acids)
Biological process (GO): centriole replication; protein localization to centrosome
Cellular component (GO): microtubule organizing center; centriolar satellite
Source: RefSeq, a predicted model, not a curated record
AUGACCACUAACCUAAAGGGUGGAACCACGAUGACAGUCGGAGAACUCAAUUACGUGGAUGGUGUUUGGGUUAAGAAAGGUCCGAAUAUGGCUCAAAGUCCUGGGCCCUUUCAGACCCAGCUCUUGUUCAAUGAAGCUAUCCCCAUCAGCACUAUCAACCGGGCAACUCGAGUGGGCCCGCCGGCUCCCAUUGUGAUCGAAAAACUGGUACAGCAGAUGGAGAGGUGUGAUGACGUGAACAGCAGUACGGGCUCGUUGCGUCUGUCUGUCCUCUCGGAGGAACGCCUGCAGGCUGCAGUCAGACUUGCCAAAAGAGACCUCCAGAGGAGACGACAGGGGUCCCUCAGGAACUCCAUCGAAAAGCUGGAGGACAGUCCUCAGAAUCUGAACACUACAGACCCACACCAGCCGGACAUGGGUUCACCCCCCAAAAUAAAGCAGAGAGCUGGGAAGCCAAAGAAGGGGGCCCAUUCAGGCACUCAGGUGCUGGUGUACACUCCUCAGAAGUUCUCUGUGCCUCAGGGGCUCGGACAGGGCCUGUCCCCGCCCACCAGAGACCCUGGCCCAAGAACUAGUGACCCUGAACCCCAGCUUAGUCAGGAGAUACGCAGGCUACAGAAGGAACUGGCCAACUACGUUCAAAGGAUAGAGCAGCUAGCCAACCGAGGCAGAGUGACAGGGGAGGCUCUGGAGCCGGACGAGAGGCGGAGAAUUGAAAUCCGUCGUCAAGAGCAGGCCGCACGCUCUGCCCGUAUCAUUUACGUACUGCAACAACAGGUGAAGGAGAUUCAAGAGGAUUUAGACAAGCUGCGGUCCCAAAAUGUCAGACACACUAAAAAAUCCAGGGCGAUGGAUCGACUCGCGGCGGCUCACCGUGGAGCAGUCAGAGCAAUGCAAGUCUUUAUCAAUCAGCUGUCUGAUCCUGUGGAGAGCCGGGUGCCAACCCAUUACAAAGAGCUGGGCCAGCUCAUUCGCCAGCUCUCCCUCUGCUCGGCCAAGGUCGAGGUGGGUCAAGGUUCAGCCGUCCCCGAGACCACGCUGGACAUCCUGCAGAAAUUGGAGACACUUGACUCAGCUCUUAGGAAACAGGAGAGCCCUAAAAAAGGUGACUCAGUCAUUCAGACCAACCUCCCUGUGGGACAGAAAUCCUCGAAUACCAAGGCUCACAGCACGUCCCCUCCUCGAGGGCCCAGGGGUCCGUCUGCAAAGGCCUCUGGAGGAGUCAGUAAACCUGCAGCUCAGAGGAAGAGCCUCCCUGGCAGGAGAGUGGCUGGGCAGCCACGCAGAACCGCUGGGUCUGUCAGAGCAGAGAACCGCAGAGCGGUUCUCAGGGCCGGUCUGGAGAGAUUGUUACAGAUACAGGACUUAAACGAGACCAAGGAACAGGACAGACCAGAACCUCACACCCCCAGCAAGCACAGACAUGCAACACGUCCAAACCAGAUCAAAGGUGCUCAUGUCCGUGACGCUGGUUUCCAGCAGCCCACAGUCUCCUCCAGACUGAGGGAAAACCAGUUACCUCAGAGGGAAAGCUCAGUGCCUUGGAUCCCAGCGUCUCCUCAUUCCUCUCCUCCCCGACGAGCCCGGCCCGGUGGACCGGAGCCCAGAUGCCUCUUCUCUCCGGUAAAGAGUUCUACAGAGCACCCAGAUCAGCUGGGAAAAGAGACAGGACUCGAUGAAUCAGCACCAGCCUCAGAGAGGAAGAGACAGGCCCACAGUGAAACCCUCCGACAAGCCUGGCUGGACAGGAUGACCGCAGACAGGCUGAGAGAACUGAACCAGCUGAGUAAGGAGGAGACUGAACGCAUAAACAGACUCAGAUCUGAAGUUGGUUCUCCUACACAAUGGGCUGACAAAGCAGAGAAGGCAGCCAGAGACAAACUACAGCCCCUGCUGGAGCGUGUGGAGCAGGUUGGUGAGUCGUUGGAUAGAAAAGGCCCAUCGCUGAGACGCAGGCUGUCUGAGCAGGCUGCCAAGAAGGCUGUGGACAGUGCUGAUCUGCUGAGUGAAGCUGUUCUGGAGGAGUUACUGGAGGACACAGCUCGUAAUCUGUGGGCAGUUGAGAGGGGCAGACAAGCAGAGGAGGAGGCUCAGGGCCUCCUCCAGGGCUCCACACUGGAGACCAUGCUCCGUAGGAUGGAGGAGAUCGAGAAAGACCAGGAGGCUGUACGGAGGCGCUUUGCUGAAAUAUCCUACUCAGACCCUCUGUACUGGGACAAACAGUCUGGAGUUGAGAGGAGUGCAGUGGGCAGAGAGCCAGUCUCUCCCCAACCCAUCAGACUGACCAAGCCUGUGGUGACAGCCUGCAGGGCCGUGGACAUCCACCUGCAAACCCCAGUGGAAACAGGGUUUUUUUCUGAGACGUCAACCGCGGACGAGUCCCGCACAUCUCUGCCCAGUCCAGACCGUGUGCUUUCAGCCAGGGUGGAAAAAAGAGGAGGCAUCCAGCUGUCUGUUCCAACUGCCACACUGAAAAGCGUCCGGAGGUACAGAGAAGACUACGACGCCUACCUGCGCCUGGUCUCGCAUGAAGCUGUCGGCAGCUUCAACCCUUGGGCCGUGGCCGACAGUCUGGCAGACGAACUGUUGUCCGAGGCUCUUGCCGACGUGGCGGCCGAAUUCCAGGACGUCUGUGAGGAGUACGCCGAGGCUGUCUUCACUUCAGAGUUCCUCCAGCCAACCCAAUCACCCGCCGCCUCUGUCGCAUAG